CCCCAGAGGGAAUGCCUUCCAGCGUGCUCCCUAACUUGCUCAUACAGACCUUGGUGGAAUUGUGCGAAGCGAACCCAAGCCUUUACGAAACCAACCAAGACUGUGCCCAGGUGGUAGACACGUGCUUGGCCUACUUCCCAGAAAAUGAAGGGUGUAAGCUCUACGUCAGGGAGUGUGGCGCCCGGAAGUACACGGAAUGUGUCCAGAACCUGACCUUUGACCUCUGCAAGAACACCAAUGACAGGGCCGAGGUCAACUUGGAAUCCCUGAGGAUCAGCAAUCAGAUGAGAGACGG
Molecule: messenger RNA, 295 nt
Organism: Aplysia californica (California sea hare)
Lineage: Eukaryota; Metazoa; Mollusca; Gastropoda; Aplysiida; Aplysiidae
Source: RefSeq, a predicted model, not a curated record